Zychaea mexicana is the source of this 1390-nucleotide messenger RNA. RefSeq lists its product as uncharacterized. Lineage: Eukaryota; Fungi; Mucoromycota; Mucoromycetes; Mucorales; Lichtheimiaceae. The coding region runs from base 1 to 1101 and encodes 366 amino acids. The transcript has 5 exons. The record is from RefSeq and is a predicted model, not a curated record.
AUGACACAACAGCCACAAUUCGUUUCCACUGAUAUGGUUUUCAAUACAUACAUCAAUCUUGAAGCCAAGUUGAAUGGUAUCAAGUCAUUGAUCGAAGGCAGUGGUGCGACGAAAGACGAUAUUUCCAAGGUCGUUACAUCCAUCGACAGUCUUGCAAGCGACAUUGAAACCAUCAAGAACGAGCAGCUGGAAAUGAAGAAUGAGCACUUGAAGCUCAAAGGCGCUGUUGAGCAGUUGCUUAUGGCGGUACCUGCUCGGCAACAAGGUGUCGAUAACAACGGAGCCAUUGCACCCAGCACCGUUAGACCCCUCGGCAAGUAUAGCCACCACGAGCCAACGGUCGACCACCCUACUACAAGUGAGUUGGAAGACAUCGAUAUUGCUGGCAACAAUGCUGAACCCGGCGUCGGCGAAGACGGUAAUCCCCAGAAAUGGGGAAAAAAGCAGUUCAACUGGGAGAUUGUUGCGUGGCUCGGUAAAGAAGUGCUGGGUGAUUUCAAUUGGGAUGACAAAAAGACUAGGACUUUCCAGAAAGUAGCAAGUGGCACCCGCUGGAAAUCGUUCAAAAACGACAGCGCCAAAAUUGCUGCUUGCACAGAGUUGGAAGACAGAGCUGUGAACUUGUUUCCACUCAAAGCUUGCACCGGCCAGUGGAUGGCACGCCUCUUGUUGGUGGAUGCUUGGCGGCGCACGUUGGAAGAUGUAGCGAAUUUUGAUGAAAGCACGAGUAUCGCUGGCGAGCUGAUUACUUUGGGACAAGAUGCCAGCCAUGUCAUCAACAGCAACAGCAAUGCCCAGGUUGAGCAAGGCGCAGACGGCAGUGAUAUUGACAGUUUGCAUGACACCACCAUCAUCACACCUAUCACCAACACCAACACCAACACCAUCAGCACAGCUGCAGUGCCAUCUUUUGGUCUUGGAUCGAGUACAGUGACACCUUCCCUCACGUUUGCUCCUCUGUCCGCCCCAUCCACCGGCACCAACGAUUCCUCUGUUCUGGCUGACGCUCAACGUGGCCGAGGAAAUGGCCAAAGUAAGGAGGAUAUAAUAAAUAGAAUUGCUCGAAUAAUCAGUAUAGCUCAUACCUCCCUUGAAAUAUAGGAACGGUGCGCGGCCGGGGAAACCGUGGCAACAACCUUAGCAAACGCAGAAGAGGCGAAUAAAACAAACACAUUUUUUGUUCUCUACUUUAUUGACAGAGAUUUGGUUCGGCAAUUCUUACAAUUCUGGCCUUGCUAAAAUUGAUAUUAACUCCCAUGGCGACUUGCUCUAUUGCAUAGUUUACACAACUACUCAUGGCUAUAUUGAAAUACUUGGUUUACAAUUGUCGCCUUUAAUGAUUGCAUACUUUGAUGCUUUAAAAGCUGUCUAUUUUGAAAGGAAAGAGUAC